ACAGAAACGUUCAAUAAAGACGGCCACGCGAAUUGGCCAGGUUCUCAUUGAAAGCGCUUAAGUCAGGCGAAUGCGAAUGCGAUUGCCAAUUGCUGCUGCUGCUGCUGCUGCCAACAAAUCAAUGUGAUUUACCAUCCAGUAUCAAUUUUCAAUUUCUCGAAAUCGACACCGAGUUUCUGUUUCUGUUUUCGGUAUCGCGUUUCAAUAUCUUAGUUUAGUUUAUAUUAGAACUUUGUGCCAAAAUGUCAUCGCUGGUCAUCCCAGCUGCCUGCGUGGCUCUUCUCCACUUGUUCCUGCUUCAACUGGUUGCCGCCAAGGAAUAUAGUUGGUGUGAUCCUGAUCUGUGUAGUCCUGGCAUCAAGCAUGUGGCAUGUCGCAACAAUGGCCACUUCCAUAGACGCUGUCAGCCCGAUUCCUAUGAGGUGGACAUCUCUCGCCAUAAAGCGACCUUUGUGCAUGGCCAUAAUAAGCGAAGGAAUUUUGUGGCUUUAGGCAAACUGCCUGGUUAUUAUCCUGCCUCACGGAUGACCACAAUGGUGUGGGAUGAUGAGCUGCAAUAUUUGUCGUCGCUGAAUGUGCGCACUUGCAUCUUGGAUCACGACGAUUGCCACAACACAUACAGCUUUGCCAAUUCCGGACAGAAUCUGUGCGCCAUUUGGCGGGAUCGCAAUCCGCAUGUGAAUGUCACCAGCCUGAUUGAGGAAUCCUUGGGAUUAUGGUUCAAUGAGUAUCCGCUCAUCGACAGCAGUUACAUUGACCGAUUUCGUGUCACAAAAUAUUUUGAGGACUAUGGUCACUUUGCGGAGAUGAUGGUGGAUCGUAAUUCGCGCGUUGGAUGCUCCAUAAUGCGUUUCACCCGUCCCGAUUAUCCAUAUGUAUACAUCUACAAUGUAGUGUGUAAUUACGCAUCCAUCUACGCAUUGGAUGCGCCCAUCUAUGAGGUUGGAAGACCCGCGUCACGGUGCCAUACGGGCAAGAAUCCAUUCUAUCCGGGUCUGUGCUCAACGCGGGAGCAAUAUAGCCCCAACUACUGAUCGAAAUCAGUUUGUGUGUGUGUCGAUAGAUAGAUAUUACGCUCAGGUAGAGAACUGUGUUGUAUUUUACAUAAGUUAGUCGUUAAUUUUAGCCAUAUUGCAUAGUCUUUUGUUUAUCAAUAAAUAUGAACA
This is a messenger RNA of Drosophila nasuta, 1166 nucleotides long. RefSeq names its product antigen 5 like allergen Cul n 1. The transcript has 4 exons. The record is from RefSeq and is a predicted model, not a curated record. NCBI's taxonomy places the organism in Eukaryota, Metazoa, Arthropoda, Insecta, Diptera, Drosophilidae. The coding region runs from base 243 to 1034 and encodes 263 amino acids.